Molecule: messenger RNA, 7380 nt
Organism: Ostreococcus tauri
Lineage: Eukaryota; Viridiplantae; Chlorophyta; Mamiellophyceae; Mamiellales; Bathycoccaceae
Product: Armadillo-type fold
Exons: 2
Coding region: 1-7380 (2459 amino acids)
Cellular component (GO): 90S preribosome; nucleolus; small-subunit processome
Source: RefSeq, a predicted model, not a curated record
AUGGAGUGGGUAAGGGAUGAGACAGCUAGAUGGAACGUCGUUCAAGCGAAAAAACUAUUGAAGAGCGACAAACGCAUUUGCGGUAAGCGCACGUUCACGUUUCAGUCUUUUACAGAGCAGCUAUCAGCCAUCAGGAUCGCUCCCUACACUGAUUAUGGUUUCCGUAAAAGUGCGCAGAGUGAUACUUAUGAGACGCAUCUACGUGUUGCGUUGGCUCACUGGCAAGAGCUGUCUUGUACGAAGGCGUUCAGUGCGUUCUCAGCAAAAGCUGUGCCACACUGUUAUACGCUGGCGCAGGUUAUUCUAAAUGAGUCGGAAAUCAUGGAGGCUCUCUACGAUAAUAUAAUGUUAGGAGAAGGCCACUCUCUCGAGGCGUUACUGCACUGCCUCGUCGCGUUGGCACAAGACAUUGGUGCUGGCUUUGCUGCACACUUGAAUAGGGCAAUCCGAAGUAUACUUUCUUGUCUAGAUAGUAUUUCAGAAUUGGAGUCAAAACAUGUGGAAACAUCGUUUCGAUGCAUUGCGACACUUUGUGUCAUUUUGCGACGUUCGCACAAAGUCUCAGUGGUGCAGAUACUUGGUUUCACACGGUGCGUUCGACUUCACCAGAAACAGCUUUUCCGCAAACUUGCAGCACAAGCAGUUGCUCCGAUCCUACGUAGUUCAAAUCGAAAGGACAUUUUGGCGGCGAUGAAGGCCGUCCUAUUAGAAUGUUCGACGGGGAUGCAGGCCAUCGUCAAAACGCCACAUGUCAUUGAGGCAGCGACAAUACUCAUUUACUAUGCGAUGGUCAGUGGUGGAAACCAACUUCAUUCAAAGUCUGAUAUCGUGUUACGCGCACUCGUCGAUCCUGCAUUCGCCCCAAUCAUUGAACUAAGUACUCGUUACGUGCUGUUUGAUAGUGUCGUUGUGUCACUUGCUGCAACUUUGCCGAAGUAUGCGCUCAAGGGAACGUGGGCCUCACUCUUCUCAAUUGUGUGUUUAGAUUCAAAUUUUGAUAGUGAAGCAACGUGUGGUCGUGCGCAAUACGUUGCCCAGGUAGCUACAACUAUACUUUCGUCCAGAUUUGAGCUGUGUGAAGGUAUCAAUGAGGGUCUGUCUAAUUUCAUCGCCGUCUAUGUCUCAGCGUGCAACAAAGACUCCGCAAUAAAGAAUCAGACAACGUGUGCGAUGCAACUUGCACGACUCUUGGCUGCAGUAUCUUCGCGUGAUGAGUCUGAAGUGACUUUAGUCCUAAGAUCUUUUUCCUGGUCUCGCUUGCUGCUAUUCAUGGAUGGUGACUCUCUACUUUACAUGCUGAGGGCACUGGUGCAGAAUUUGGAUCUGAAUUGCUCCGCCGCUCGCAUUAUGGCGGAGACUUUAAUCGGAGAUACAAACGCGGCACAAGUGGUGUUAUUUAGUGGGUUCGAUCAUUCUUUGACUUUCGGUAGAAUACUUUCGAAGCUAAAUACGAAUCGGUUGAUGACCCUUCGAGGGCACAAGGAGUUAGUUUCAGAGCAUGUUGUGCGUGAGCUUAAACGUAGACAAUUAGAUGGAGACGUUAGCGAUAUAUGGACAAUUGUGCGAAUUCUACCUUAUUUUGUCGCUCCAACUUUCAUUCGGACUUUUGUGAGCGAUACCGUCGUCCAUUUGAAGUCAUCCGUCGGCACCAACUCUGAGCGAGAGCUCUCUGUGCGCGAUUUAGUACUACUAAUGGCAGCAAUGGACUCAGAAGCUCUUUGCCAAGAACUGGAGGCGUCUUCAAAUGUUGACUAUACUUUGGCUUUACUUGAAGUCGUACUCGCAGGAUCAGUGUCAUCACCAGCGAUUUGGUCACGAUUGACGUCAUUGCUUUCAAGUCUCAAAGCUGAUAUUUUCUGUUUCCAGGGAAGAUUGUUACCCGAUCAUAUACUUAAACUGUUAAGCUCUUCCAGUAGAUCACUUCGCGCCAGCGUCCUCCAAUACAUGGCGCUUCUGUCUACCUCGGUAGGUGAAUCAACUGGAAUUAUGACGGUUCCAGAUGUGAUCUUUACCUUCAGCUACAUCAAUCAGCUCUCACUCAGCAACUGCAACAUGCUUGAAUAUUCUAGGAAGAGUGUGAAUCUUCUUCAUUCAGUGGCUCGAAGAAUUAAAAAUAGUGACGGCACGCCGCUUGAAUGCAUAAUGAUUUUACACAUGACUCUGGGUGCUUUACAUAUUAGAUUCAGCCCAAUAUGGGAGCCUUUGAAGGACUUGCUAAGUGCGCUCAUAGAUGGCGACGUCGGAGCACUCGAAACUCUCCAAGCGGAGAUCCUUCUUACAAAGCGCAGAUUGUUUGAUGGCGGCGGAGAAGGUGCAUUUGCACAGAGCAUCACGUCAGCUGGUGUUCGUCGUGAGGUGCACGACGUUCUCUAUCCGUCUGAGCAGAUAGCUGAUGACAAUCAGCGGUUACAGAUCAUGCUGUCGUCUUUGAAGCGCUGUGAACUCGUCGAGUUCAACUUCAUUGUGCGAAUCUUCAUGGAUGUGACUUUGUCGUCACAGCGUGCCAUGACUAGGUCCGUAGGCUCGCAGUACAUUGGAGUACUUACUUCACUAUUAGAGAUAAUACACGUACGCGUUGCAAGCACUCUUCAACAAACUACUGAUCCAGUGGACAUGCGUACAGAUAUUUCCCAAGCGCUUAAAUUCUUGGCUGGAGAUGAACAUACAGAGUUGGCACAGGCAGCCAUAAAAUGUAUGGGGCAGUUGAAGAUAGAUUAUUUACCAGACUUGAGAUUAUCACAGCUGUGCUCUUUGGCAGACCCAAGUUCUGUCAAAGUUGCACUAGCUACAAUUCGAUUUGAAGGAGAUGGCUCGACAGCUUUGGACCAAUUUCCUAGCAUUCACAGGAAACACAGAGAGCAAGUCGUUGAUAUUAUAGUAAGAGUACUCUCAAAGUACGUCCAUUCCAAGAAAAGAACACUCAACGCGUUUAGAUAUUUGAUACUGCGCUGGUUUGGCACUCUGAAAUCUUCUGAACUCGGCCCCUUCCUGGACUAUCUGUUGCUUCCCUUCUCAAAAGUGGGCUUUCAUUUUUGCGUCAAAAUGAAUGAGGGAGAUCUCAUGGAGAAAUAUGAUGAGAUUAGCUUUCUGAUGUCGAAAGUGUCGUGUGUUGAGUUACUCACUAUCUCUUCGAGAGUCCAAGAAUCUCAAAUGAAGAUACCAGCCCAUGUCAAUGAUAUGGCGCACUUAUUUAUUACUCUGAUGUUUCACAUGUUCAUUCAUUCAUGUGAGUAUGCGGAUGCUCUCACCGAAGAAGAUCGUGGUCGUUUGAAAAUGCUGAGGUCAAAAUCGUUCAGUCUACUUGCAAACAUACUACCUGCUUCUUCAUCGGAACUCGUGCGAUAUUAUUGGCACAAGGCCAGCAAACAUAUUCUGCGUAUUUCUGAGGGCCUCACGAACGAGUGCGCUACCUCGCACCUACCUGCAGUUUUGGUGUUUGCUUCUUCAGUAUUUCAAAGCGAACACUUGGUUCAAGUACUCGAAGAAGAGAACGGCUAUAUGCUUGUCAAAAAUAUUCUGAGAGUGCUGGAAUGUAAAACAGUGAUGCAUCAGAACAAACAAAUUAUUCUGACGAUUAUUUCUGGGCUUCUUGAUCGUGUGGAAGGAAAAAUGUUCUCAGAAAGACAAUGUAGUCAUGUCGAGGUUUUACGUGAACAGAUUGUCGAUAGUGUCCGCGCUUCACUCAUGAGUAAGCUCGAGAAAGCGCAUGGCAACUCAUUGAAAAGAGUUGAUGCAGACCCCUCAGAAUUGCAACUACUCGACCGAUUGGCUAAAUUUCACGCUAUUCCAUGGGAUAUCCACAAGAUUGAAGAUAUCGUCGAGUUAAUGUGUCUGAGAAAAGGAAACGAUGUCACCCGUGCUCUGUAUCUCUCAACGCUCUGUUCUUCGCUUUCUCAUGUCACGAUUAAUACGGAUUUCGGUCUUCAGAGCAUCUUAAGGCUAUCUCCUUUCCUAGCAACCUUGAAAUCGAGGCUCAUGCGGAAAGCAUUGCUUGAUGUGUUUGACUUUCUCUGUCCAAAAGAAGAUGAGGCAGUGUCCCAAAUUUUGCACGCAUUGAACUCAUUUGCGGAUGGUAAUAUCGAAGAAAUUGACUACAAACGAAGAUUGAAAGCUUAUGGCGAUCUCAUGGAACGCUCAUCAACAGAAGGGGAAGUUAUACGCUUAUGGGUUCACAGUGCGUUUCACGACCUACAUUCUAGCGAUAUGACUAUUCAGAACUCCGCGAAAUCGUUAAUAUGUCAAUAUUUGGCCGAUAGAUCUCCAAAGAGCUUGAACUACUCGGGGAAUCCACGGCAAGGUGUGAAUUUUGUGUCAGAGAUAAUACUAUCCGGAGUCGUUCGGUCGCUAGCAAGUUCGAAUCUCUAUGUUCGCAGUCAUGGAAUCGAAAUUUUAAGGCAGGCUGUCUUGAACGAUCAUGUGCCUGAACUUCGUUUAUUUUGUGCCGAGGAUGCAGAUGCUGACGUAUUUAUGUGUCUGUUGCAUAUUCAAGCACGCCGAAGAGCAUCAGCAAUCCGUCGACUCAACAGGGCUGAUGUCUUCCGCUCAGUCUCUGCGGAAACUUACAUAAGAUACAUACUGCCCAUUAUUACAUUAUUUUUAGAAGAUCAAAGCGCGAACGUGGCAGCGACGGCAGUAGAUUCAUUGCAUCAUAUGAAUGCGGUGCUUGAAUCAUCUGAUUACGUGGCAUCAGUGUGCCAGCUAUUACGACGAGCACAUCGUGCGAGUACUUCCCAAACUUAUUAUCUUCGAGGCGCUUUGCGUAUGCUCGAGAAUUACAAGCUUUGUUCAAGUAUUUGCAGUGAUUCGAGUGGAACUGAUGUGUCCGAAACCAAACUUACUGCGACGGCAAACUUACAGACCCUUUACAAUGUCGCUCUACCGAUAGCGGAAUCUUGCAUUUUAUCACAACGAGAGUUACAAAUGAGUAAUUCAAGCUACUCGAAAUGUUUGCAAGUGAAUGCUGUAUCGUGUUCAAGCAUCAUACUGUCAUUGCUCGAUGAGGAAGAGCGAACGGAAGGUCUCAUUCGAGUAUUGAAGAUCGUGAGCGAGAACAUGAACAGUCGUGCACAGAAACUGAGAGACAAUGCCAUGACAGCACUCAAGUCUAUUGCAACUGAACUAGGCGACAAACAUCUAUUGUUGAUAAUGCAUAUUUUGAGAAGUGGCCGAACUUCGGGGUUCCAUCUUCACGUGUUUGUCAAGGCGAUUUACGUUGCUGUGAGCAGCUGCUCAUACACGUCUACAGAUACAGCUAUGGCGCUCAUUGCAGAUAUGAUACCAUGCUUUCGGUCUAUCUUUUUCAAUGACUCAAAGCAGUACUUGGAAACGAUUCGUAUGGUUAAUGAAGCAAAGCCAAUUUACGCGCUUAAAACAGUCACCAUCCUUACAGCAACUCUAACAGAGCAAGAUUUUUUCAUUAAGCUUAUGGGAAAUUUUGUGAAAAUGUUACCGUAUCAUGUCACUGCGAAGAAUCUUAAGCAAUUCGAGCUAAUUUUGCGCGCAUUUCAUGAAGGAAUGCUGACGAAUCCGUUCGUAAAGCUGGAGCAACACAUCAACUUGGCCAGGUCAAUCAUCGAGGAGUACGCGUUGUCAGCGUCACAAGAAAACACCAGAAUGGCAGACGUUACGAAAUUGGAUCAGACGCAACAUCUACACAUCGAAUACUGUGGCAUGAUUCAGCAAUUUGCAAUCAAGCUCAUGCAGGAUACAUUCAAAAGCGCGCGCUCAAAGCGGAGUCUAUCCGGAUUUGAUAUUCCAAUGUUAACAGGUAUAUUUGGAGUAGUGAUGCGAUGUUUAAUAGGACAUUCGCACGAGGUAAGAGUCGGUGCGGCGCGCGUGAUACAGCAACUUUUGAGCCAUGCGCCACACUCAAUUGAUGCACAAGGUUACUUAACAUUGACAAAAGUACUGAUUUGCACGAUCAAUUCAUGUGACUCUGUGGGUGACGAUCUCGCACAGAACUGCCUGCGCAUCGUUGCUUUCGUGAUAAAACGUCAAGAACGUUCAGUCCUCACUUCAUCGCAGAUGUCAGUUGUACUAUCCUUUGCGUUCAAAGAUCUAUAUGGCGAUGCUCCAUGCAUGAAACCAUCAUUUCUCUUACUGAACGCAAUCUUAUCUCAAAGAAUCGUUCAUGCCGAUAUCUAUGUUCUGAUCGAUAAAAUCAUACCUAUACUUGCGUGCGGUCAAUCUGCUGAACUCCGUGACAUGUGUUCUCGUACAGUUGUUCGCUUUAUUUCAGCAUACCCACUGGGCGAACGAAAAAUUGAUCAAAUAUUCCAGUCGUUGAUAGCAUUGCUGGAGUAUUCUAGUCCUGAAGGGCGAGUCUCUGUCCUGAAUACAAUUCAUGCACUUUUACAGAGACUGACUGAGACCACUAUUUGUUCACAUGGCGCAAUCUUCUACUUGCCACUUGUACUUCGCAUUGCGACAGAUACUAACUCGGACUGCAGCUUAGCUGCAAGCAGGGCUGUUGACUGUCUUUUCACUCGCACACAUGGCAGCGAAGCUGUAAAGUUUCUUGAAUGCGCAAAACGAUGGUCGAAGAGAUCCGAUGGACUUGAACAAGCGGCUUAUAAAGUAUUGCUUGUUGGUUUCCUCAGACAGCCUUCUACAACAUAUGAGAUUUUCUCCAGAAUCGAAAGCGAUAUGGCCCAAGUGCUCCGCAGCUGUUUAAGCAAAGCAUCAAUCGAAAACUGGUCAGCAUGUUAUUGUUUAAUGAGUUGUUUUGAGAAGUUCAUCGAGCAUCGCGAGCGUAAGAAAUUAUACAAUCCUGCUUAUGAGAGUGAUUCUACGCUUCUUGCUGCUCUGCCAAACGCCAUGUUACACUCACACGCAUGGGUGAAAUCAGCCGCCAUUCGUCUGCUUAAAACAUAUUUCCAUUUUGAAGCCCAAGGCGGCUCCAUUGAGCUACGUCGCUCGGACGACGUUGUUUCUCUUGUGAAUGCAUUGGUCGCAAAUAUUCAACUCCAGUCGCAGCUUCAGAAUGUUGAGUCAACGGUUGUUCAAGACAUCUUUGUCUGUCUGACGCACGCGUUGACCGUGCACGCUAGAGGAAUUGAUGCCGAGCAAAGCGUUCGGAUUUUUACGAAACUUCGAAAGGCCGCUCUAGCCUCCAAUUCAGAUCUAUGCUGUCUUAUGCUUCGAUGGAUGGCAGCAUUGGUAAGCUCAGAAAAGUCUUGCAAAGCACCAAGUGAUACGUUAUUGUUCCACACAAUUCUUCUCUGUCAGACGUGCAUGGAGGGACGGAGCGUAACGUCUUCUUCCGACAUCAGCAGUCUAACUGAACCACUCGCUAAGCAGAUAUUCACGAGUAUCCAGCAAGCACUCCCACCUGAUGUUUUCACGGACUUAUUUCAGCGUGUCAAACAACACUCAUACUGA